Gallus gallus (chicken) is the source of this 2464-nucleotide messenger RNA. It is a transcript of the gene SOX2, whose product is annotated as SRY-box 2. Lineage: Eukaryota; Metazoa; Chordata; Aves; Galliformes; Phasianidae. The record is from RefSeq and is marked validated. The transcript has a single exon. Gene Ontology annotation, biological process: regulation of DNA-templated transcription; cell differentiation; anatomical structure morphogenesis. The coding region runs from base 373 to 1320 and encodes 315 amino acids. Gene Ontology annotation, molecular function: RNA polymerase II cis-regulatory region sequence-specific DNA binding; DNA-binding transcription factor activity, RNA polymerase II-specific.
GUCAAGGCAGAGAGAGAGAGUGUGUGUGUUUGCAAAAGGGGGUAAAGUAGUUUGCUGGCUCUUUAAGACCGAGGUGGAGAGAGAGAGAGAGAGGGAGAGAGAGAGGGCGGCAGGCAGAGAAAAGGGAAAAAGGAGGAAGAAGUUUUUUAAAUCCGAGGCUCCGGCGGUAAUAAUAGCAGUUAUUAGCAUUAUUAAUCCAUCAGCGAAGAGGAAGAUUCUGAUCUCGAUCCAAGUGUGGUUUUGGGGAGUCCCCCUCCCCCCUUUCAUACCCCUCCCUAGGAAAAAAAAAAAAAAAAAAAAGUCCGGCUUGGGACUUCGCCGCCGCCGCUCCGCUUCUCCGCUCCGGGCUGGUUCCAGGCUAAAGUAGUUUGAAUGUACAACAUGAUGGAAACCGAGCUGAAACCUCCCGCCCCCCAGCAAACUUCGGGGGGAGGCACAGGCAACUCCAACUCGGCCGCGAACAACCAGAAGAACAGCCCGGACCGGGUCAAGCGCCCCAUGAACGCCUUCAUGGUGUGGUCCCGCGGGCAGCGGCGGAAAAUGGCCCAGGAGAACCCGAAGAUGCACAACUCGGAGAUCAGCAAACGGCUCGGGGCCGAGUGGAAACUUUUAUCCGAGGCGGAGAAGAGACCCUUCAUUGACGAAGCCAAACGGCUCCGAGCUCUGCACAUGAAGGAGCACCCGGAUUAUAAAUACCGACCCCGGAGGAAAACCAAGACCCUGAUGAAGAAGGAUAAGUACACGUUGCCAGGGGGCUUACUGGCGCCGGGCACCAAUACCAUGACGACCGGGGUAGGGGUUGGGGCCACCUUGGGAGCUGGGGUGAACCAGAGGAUGGACAGUUACGCGCACAUGAACGGCUGGACCAACGGAGGCUAUGGGAUGAUGCAAGAGCAGCUCGGCUACCCGCAGCACCCGGGCUUGAACGCGCACAACGCGGCGCAGAUGCAGCCCAUGCACCGCUACGACGUGAGCGCCCUGCAGUACAACUCCAUGACCAGCUCGCAGACGUACAUGAACGGAUCGCCUACCUACAGCAUGUCGUACUCCCAGCAAGGGACCCCGGGCAUGGCCCUGGGCUCCAUGGGCUCGGUGGUCAAGACGGAAUCCAGCUCCAGUCCCCCCGUAGUCACCUCCUCGUCUCAUUCGAGGGCUCCUUGCCAAGCCGGGGACCUUCGGGACAUGAUCAGCAUGUAUCUACCAGGUGCUGAAGUACCAGAACCAGCUGCCCCAAGCAGACUUCAUAUGUCCCAACACUACCAGAGUGCACCUGUUCCUGGCACAGCCAUUAAUGGCACACUCCCUCUAUCACAUAUGUAAGACAAAGGGGCCGGGGGGGGCGGGGGUGGGGGGGGGAAGGAGAACUAAACAAAACAAAACAAACAACAACAACAAAAAACUUUUAUUAGAAAUUCUGGACCUUUUUUUUUUUCUUUUUUUUCUUUUUUUUUUUUGGACUAUUUUUGUACAGAGAAAACGGGGCGGGGGGGGGGAGGGGAGGGGGGCGGGGGGGCAGAAAUAAAGCCGACAAAGGAACCUGUAUAGAUCUCGGAGGGGAAGCGACUACACAAAACUUUUUAAAAGUUCUAGUGAGAACGGUGGGAACUUUGCAGGAAGUUUGCAAAAGUCUUUACCGGUAAUAUUUAGAGCUAGACUCAAAGAGCGGAGAGGAGAACGUUUUAAUAUUUGCAGGCAACUUUUGUACAGUAUUUAUCAAACUCAACAUGGCAAUCAGAAUGUCCAUCGGUCAUAGGGAGAGGGGACAAAUCAAACCCGAGAAUUCGCGAGUGGUUUUUUACACACAGACUCUCCGUGGAGCACCGUGGCCGUGGCAGCUCCGCUGACGGCAGCUGCGGGAGGAGAGGGAAUUAUUUUGCAGCAUUUGGACGUUGAAAUUGUUUUAGAAAUUGUACAAAAGGCAAAAGCGGUAGGAAGAAGACUGGCGAACCGUGGGCUUGGUUUGCUGGGCGAGGGCAAACGCUUCGAUGUACGACGUUUUUAUUUUAUUUUAUUUUAUUUUACUUUAUUUUAUUUUAUUUUAUUUUUUACUUCUUGUUAAAAAGCAAAAAAAAAUGCCAUGAAGGUUCACACGCCGUUUGUUAAUUUAUAAUAACUUUUUUGUUUCCAGACUUCAUCCCGUUCAGAGAAAAGGAAAAAAAAAAAACAAAAACAAAAACAAAAAAACCCCAACCUGAAAUUACUGUGUUUGAAAGAUUUUCCUCUGGUUUGUAAUAUUUCUGUACAUUUAUUGUGAUGAUAUUUUAAGUUCUUUUUUUUUUUUUUCCUCAUUUUCCGUAGUUGUAUUUUAAAGAUUCGGCUCUGUAUUAUUUGCAAUCAGUCUGCCGACAGUCCAUGUAUAUAUUUGAACUAAUACCAUCCUUAUAACAGGUACAUAUUCAAGUUAAGUUUUUACUCCAUUAUGCACAGUUUGAGAUAAAUAAAUUUUUGACAUAUGGACACUGAA